Adineta ricciae is the source of this 462-nucleotide messenger RNA. NCBI's taxonomy places the organism in Eukaryota, Metazoa, Rotifera, Eurotatoria, Adinetida, Adinetidae. The record is from the annotation of a GenBank genome assembly.
AUGCAAGUUGCGACGUUUGCCGGUGGUUGUUUUUGGCGUAUGCAAUCGAUCUUUUCUCGAGUUCCUGGUGUCGUAGGAACUGUUGUUGGUUAUGCCGGUGGUCAUGUAGCUAAUCCCACCUACCAUCAAGUUCGUUCGGGAACGACAGGCCAUGCCGAAACAGUUCAAGUCACAUACGAUCCCAACUACGUUUCGUACGCUACUCUACUGCAAACUUUCUUUUCAAGCCAUGAUUCGUCGCAACUUAAUCGACAAGGUAACGACGUCGGUACAAAUUAUCGAUCACUGAUUUUCUAUCACGAUGGAAGCCAAGCACAACAAGCUAUAGAUUAUAUCAAUUAUUUAAGGAGCACGGGAGUACCGGUUGUGACACAAGUUAUACCCUAUCAAGCAUUUUAUCCAGCCGAAUCGUACCAUCAAUUUUUUGAAGCACGUCAGCAUUUGUACCAACGCACUUAUUAA